Funneliformis caledonium is the source of this 868-nucleotide messenger RNA. The record is from the annotation of a GenBank genome assembly. NCBI's taxonomy places the organism in Eukaryota, Fungi, Glomeromycota, Glomeromycetes, Glomerales, Glomeraceae.
GUAACAAGCGAAUCACCAACAAUACCUUUAUCAUUCCCUAUCAUUCCUUCGGUGGUGAUAACUUCUCCUUCUUCUGUUAUUAAAAUGACAACACGUAAAGACAUGUUAUCUGACAAAAUGGCAUCCAAAGCUGUGACAGCACCCAAAGCAAUGGUAUUCAAAGCGAUAGUAUCAAUGGUAACGACAUCCAAAGCGAUAGCAUCAUCAACGGUAACAGCAUUCAAAGCGAUGACGGUAUCCAAAGCGAUAGUUGAUCAAGAUUAUACAAAAUCUAUACUAAUUGGAAAAUCUAAAUAUCUGACUGAAGUUGAAGUGAAAGAUGGCAAAGGUAAAGGAAAAAAUAAAGGGAGAAAGUCAGAAGAAUUUUAUCAAGAUGUAAUUAAAAAACUUGCUCAUGAACUAUUUCAUGAGCACCAACAAGUAAAUGACAUACAAAUGAAAAUGCACCUCAAAGAUAAGUUAGAAAAUAACGAAGAUUCUGCUGAACAACUUCAGAUGUUGCGUUAUAGAGAUAUUUCAAUAAAGCCCUAUGGAAAUGGUUUUAGCAAGGAGCAGAUGAGAAUAUGGAAAGGGAGUGAAAGUAUUAGAAAAGUUCACGAGAAUUUGUACAUGCCGAGCAACCCAGAUGAUCUAUCAUCUAAUACUUAUAUCACAUUAAUCAUUAAAUCUAUUUUCACAUCCGAAAAAGAGCGUACACAAAAAAAUGCCAUUUGGACUCAAUCAGUAUUGAAGGUUAUAUUCGACGAGAAUUACCUUUCGACGAAAAUCGAUUCAGAUAUUAUCGAAUCCUGGACUGAAAAUUUAAUAGACGCAGAAGCGGGCUUAGAAAAUAAUGAUUAUUCGCCUAAUAGUGAAGCACUGACACAUA